ACCUUUUAAAGGUUUCUCCUCUCCAAUACACCCUAGCAACAUUUUGUUGCGGACGGGCGGGGCGAGCACUUGGUGGUGACAAUGAUACUGACCUCCUUUACAGGCUUGUUGUAAGGGUUACUAAAAAAAAAAAGUGUGACUCCCUCAGCACUACAUAAAUGAAAAGUGCUGGUAUUGUCCCAGGGCGUGGGAAGAGAGGGUGAGAUCUUGUUGGCAUGACGACACGAGAUUGACCAGCCCCUUUCAGGCACCGUACCUGCUCCCCACAACUCGCCAGCAGCUCGGGAAAGCGCUGUAACCUCUCCCGAACGCGACCCCAGACUCCUCGACUGGACAUGGCGGCAAAUAACAGCCUCCAAAAUGCUACCUGUAGGCCGCAGCCAUGAUCAGACGAGCGCCUUCAGCGGAGCAGCUCUCACUGGCCCAGUAAGGUUAUAGACCCCUCGGGUCGCCUUGUAAAAGAUCUCCCGCUUUCUGAUUGACCUUCAGCUUUAUUCUGUCUCGCCCUGAUUGAGUCCCAAUACAUACACAAGAAACCUCCGAUUGGAUGGAAAAUGGAAAACAAUCUUUCGUUCCUGCCUUUACGUUGGUGGCGUCUGACUGAGACAGCUACUUCCCGCUUGCUGAAGAAAUUGAUUGGCUGUGCUUGAGCAGGAUCGCCGUUUGAUUGGAGCACGUGGUGUUCCGGAAGGCGAGUCAGUGAAGCUCAUGUUUGGGCUCGGAAAUUGUCAUGGCGGCGGUACCUCUACGGGAUCGGCUGAGCUUCUUGAGUCGGCUACCCACUCUAAUCAAAGGCACCUCAGAUGAUGAGAUCCCAUGCCCAGGGUAUCUGUUUGAAGAGAUUGCCAAGAUAUCUCAUGAGUCAGCAGGAAGCGGUCACUGUCUUCUCGAGUACCUCCUCAAUCGUCUUCAGAACAACUCAUGCCACAUCAAACUGAAGGUGCUCAAGAUCCUGGUAUACAUGUGCAACCAUGGUUCUUCACACUUCCUUCUGCAACUCAAGCGGAAUUCUUCCUUCAUCCAAGAAGCCACAGUGUUUGCAGGGCCUCCUGAUCCUCUCCACGGCAACAGCUUGUAUCAGAAGGUGCGCAUGACUGCACAGGAUCUGGCAAGUGCUUUGUUUUCGGAUGCCCUGCUGCCCCAGCCUGCUGCUAUGCCACCUAAAGAACUAUCUUCAACAGGCAUGGGCUCCAAGCCCAACCCGCACGGCUCACUCCAAGGCUUUGGUUUUGAAAGAAGUGACUCGGCAUCCACUGGCAAAGUUCUGCUGGCCACCAUCCAAAAGGCAGCUGAGGUGGUUGCCAAUGCCAUGCUCCCUGGUCAGGAGCUCACUAGUCCCCACAGUAGGGAGCUGAAGGAUAAUGCCUACGAGCCAGUGAUGGCACCUUUUCCUGGCAAAAGCUCCAUCUUACCUACAAAACCAUCUUCUGUCAUCACCCGGAAGAUGCGAGCGAGCCAUCAGCCAGGACAAGCAGGAGGCGGCUGGGAGGAAUUGGACAGUGGGCAAAGCUUCCAGAAUUCCUUGAAGGAGAACAGCGACCUGAGCAGGGCAUCUGAUUCCUACAGCAGGUCAGGCAGUGACAAUCACUCAGGUGCUCUGGAGCCAGGAACGGUUGCUGAGAGGAUGGAUGCUGAAAACCUUGGGGACUGCCUGCAAGAAGUGAGCCUUGUCAGCAAACUAACCAAAGGCUCCAAGGUUUUCCUGACAUAUGAGGAGACCCAGCACUUCAUCAAGGAGUGUGGGCUGCUGAACUGUGAAGUGGUCUUGGCUAUGCUCAACCGAACCCUGAAGGACCCCAGUGAGUGCGUCCGCAUGAGGGCCAUGUGUGCCAUCUAUUCCCUCAUGUGUUCUGACUUGCUGUCCCAUAAUCAGGUAUUUGCCAUUACCCAGCAGCACUUGCAAGAGCUCAGUAAAGAAAGCCCUGGUUCUGUAGCCAACAAAGCAACAAAGAUCUUGCGUCAAUUUGAAGCACUCGGCAGGAGCCGUUCCACUUCCAAGAACUCCUCCCCAGUUGCCAGCCGCUGCGUCCCUGCCAGGACCACAUUCAGGCGUGCUGAUGACCUGCUAGCAGAUACAAUGGCAUUUGCAGAAGAGACUAUCCUCAAACCUGUGAGCCUGGCACCGCAGCCCUGCCAAGCACCUGAACGCCUCGCCAGUGCUGUGUGUCAAUCAAAAGGACAGGUCCUGCAAUUGGUGUCCUCUGGCCAACCCGGGGAUAUCCUGCCCCCUGGCCUUGGCCUGCGAGGAUCAGAAUGCAGGCUUCCAAACUCUGAAUCCCAAGAGGACAGGCCUCCAAGGGGUGAUCCAGAUGGCACAGUUUCCCUGUUCGCAGGCAUGGAGCUGGUAGCACCCUCAAGUAUGAUCUUGGCAGACGCUGCUGAGCAGGAAUAUAUAUCUCUAGCUCCACGGACAGCAUCUUGUACUGGGAGCCCCACAGCCAGUGAGGGCAGCCAGGGACUGUCUGCUUUCCCCUUCCUCAAUGCGUAGCAGUUCCUUGUUGCAAUUCUGGCUAUGGGCAGCCAAGCUAGCAACAAACUGGUAUCCUUCCAGCUCUCUCUAUACCAGCCUUUCCCAACCAGUGUGCCUCCAGAUGUUGUUGGACCACAACUCCCAUCAGCCUCAGCCAGCA
Messenger RNA from Rhineura floridana, 2630 nucleotides. RefSeq names its product TEPSIN adaptor related protein complex 4 accessory protein (gene TEPSIN). Gene Ontology annotation, cellular component: trans-Golgi network membrane. The coding region runs from base 731 to 2488 and encodes 585 amino acids. The transcript has 13 exons. The record is from RefSeq and is a predicted model, not a curated record. Lineage: Eukaryota; Metazoa; Chordata; Lepidosauria; Squamata; Rhineuridae.